Molecule: messenger RNA, 1239 nt
Organism: Ogataea angusta
Lineage: Eukaryota; Fungi; Ascomycota; Pichiomycetes; Pichiales; Pichiaceae
Exons: 1
Coding region: 1-1239 (412 amino acids)
Source: RefSeq, a predicted model, not a curated record
AUGCUCUCCAACCAAACCCCCCGCUUCCCCGACACGUUCUCGGGCACCAAGUCGUUCAAGCCGGUCUUCUUCACGGACCCAAACGAGGAGGCGGCGCAGCGGUCGCCGAUGGACGAACAAGCCGCCGCGGUCGAAAACCCGUUCAAGGACGAGCGCUCGGCACGGCCGCCCAAAAUGUCGGUCUCGCCGUUCAACAGCUUGUCGGGACUCACCGACGCCAACAGCUCGGACCAGCUCAUGAGCACGGCGAAAACAAACGACUGCACAACCACAACAACAACAACGUCGUACGCCCCUAAAACAAAGCCUCUGAUAGCACCCACAAAGGGGUACUACCGCACGUUUGUGGUGCUCUCGUUUUUGGCGCUGCUCAUGUUCGUCCCGCCGCUGCUGAUUGGCGGAGUGUCGGUCUCGUGUGGCACAGACAGCAUGUACUGUCUGCCGAAGAUCGAGUUCCAGUUCAUCGACGACUCCCGGUCGAGCCCGCUCAACACGAUCAGAGAAAGCAUCAAGGUGAUCACGUAUUUCGCCAUGGACCUGGGCACAGACUCGCCCGCCGUCGACUUCACAGACAAGGACAUUAAGGAGAUCGACACCUUUUCGGUGGACAACAUCUUCAAGAUCAACUAUUUUGGAUACUGCAAGGACAACUAUCUCACCAACAAAAGAACCUGCACCAGCUUCCGUGGCGGCCUGGAUCUCCCGUCUGUGCUUGUGAAGGACGCCGGAAUGAGCCUGAGCAUCAUUUCUAGCCAGGGCAACCCGCAGGACGUGGGCGACUCGCUUGUGACCGGGUUCCACGCCAUCUUGGAGAACCUGGGAGACGACAACGAGAUCGCGUACGACGCGCUGCUGGUUAAGUAUUUGGGCCGGAUCCUGCCGUUUGUGAUUCUGUGCAGCUUUGGCUGCUGCUGCGCGGCUCUCGCGUACGCGGUGGUGCUUGUGAGCCUGCUGAGGUCGAAAAGCAGGUUCUACAAGAUGCAGAAACGCGUCUCGUUCAUCCUCGGGGCCCUCAACGCCCUGACUUUCGCGUCGCUCGUGCUCAACCUGGGAGACCUGAUCGUGGAGUACGUGUAUGUGAUGAAGCUGAACGAGCUGACCAACGACAACGAGCUCGCGGCGGUCGACUUUGGAAUGGGGCUCUAUGUGCAGAUGGGAUGUGUGGCUCUUCAGGGCGUCAUCUGCCUGGGAAUGACUGUUUUGGUGCUGGCCAAGCCGUGGAUAAAAAGAGUUAUUUGA